Wasmannia auropunctata (little fire ant) is the source of this 1605-nucleotide messenger RNA. RefSeq lists its product as uncharacterized. NCBI's taxonomy places the organism in Eukaryota, Metazoa, Arthropoda, Insecta, Hymenoptera, Formicidae. The transcript has 5 exons. The coding region runs from base 1 to 1605 and encodes 534 amino acids. The record is from RefSeq and is a predicted model, not a curated record.
AUGACAAUCGUGACAAAACGAUGGAAAAAUACCGCGAAUGACAUAAAUCUCAAUGUAUAUAAACGAUUUUAUCUUCGCCGUCAUCGUUUGUUACUGGAACUGAUCAACGUUUACUUCUUUUAUUGUGCAAAAGUGCGUGAACCUAUGCUCAUCCUGUGUUUGUUGAUCACGUGCUUGAUCCACGUGAAUGCAUACGAAAAAAAUGAGAUUCGAAAUGUUAAAGAUUACAUUCUUGAUACCGGAUUACACAAGAUACCAGUCGAACGUCGUAUAUUCAACAUUAAAAAGAAUGGCAUUAAAAUCGACUUAAAAAUCGUUCCAGCGGCCAGGAAUGACUCGAUAAAAAAUAAUAAAGAUGAUUACUUUCCGGAGUUUCCCGUCAGGGACAUAGGCAAAUGCAUCAUUGAAUUUUCGCUCGGUUGCAUCAAGAAACGUUUCAUCCGUUUCUUAGAAACAGUAGGUCGCCUCGAUGAAAUCACAUUACUUGGGCAAGAUGUGAAGUUGGUGAAGAGCAGAAUAGCACAUAGAUCCGAUGCUCGAUCUAUGAAUGACUCGGACGUCAGUAUCGAGCGCAGCAUAGAUGAUUUCUUCGAUUCCUUUACUCUGCGUAUCACGCUACCUAGAUGGAACAGCAAACGAGAAAGGAAUCAGAUUGACGUGAUGUUUGACGAGACAGCAGAAGGACGAGGAAAGAUGAAAGGCGGAUGCGGUGGAGGCAAAGGUGGAAAAUGCAAGAUGAUGAUGAUGGGCAUGAUGAUGAUGCUUAAAAUGAAACUCAUAGCAUUGGCGUCGCUCAAAAGUAUGAUGAUGGGUGGAAUGUCUCUAAUGGUUUCAAUGAUGAUGUUGAGUAGCAAAUUUGGGAAAGGCGGCGGUGGCGGUGGCCCUUGGAAAGGAGGAGGCGGAGGAGACUACAAAGAGAUAGUACUCCUUACAAAAUCUUCGGGCGGUGGUGGUCAUGGCGGUGGCGGUGGCGGACCUAGCGAUAGUUAUGGUGCACCUCCACCAAGUAGUUAUGGCCCACCUUCAGGAGGCGGCGGCGGUUAUGGCGGGGGAGGAUGGGGUCGCAGUUUCCACAAAUGGCCAAUGAAAUACGAUAAAGAGACUAAGGCAGAAAUUGCGGAUGGAUCUAAUCGCAUUCCGAUGACAGGAGAAGUUAUCUCGAAUGCAGAAAAUAUUGAUUAUCUGGAUUAUCAAGAUUAUCAAGAACCAUCACCAAUUAUAAACUCUAGUACUGUAAUUUCUAAUUGGAACACGUCAAACUACAGAGCCUUCGACCAAUACGGGGCCACUAACGUAAAUACCGGUUCGGCGAAGAAUAAUUUGAAGUCAGAAGCGACAGUGAAUGCGAAAGGAAGAAGUUUCAUAUUCAACGAGAAUCCACCUAUCAGUAUUGUAAAUGUAGCUGAAAAGAAUGUUGAUUCAAUGAUAACCACGGAUCAACCUGAUCUUACUCAAGAGUUUACAACUAAUGCAAUGUAUAUGGAUGAGUGGCAGGCUACAGCUGAAAAAACAAGUUCUAAUAACGUAUUAUCAACGAAUGCAGAAAUUAAAUUACAGAAAACUGAAUUGCGGUCUAAGGAUAUACCUUUGUUACGUGAAAUUUAG